Molecule: messenger RNA, 1213 nt
Organism: Rubroshorea leprosula
Lineage: Eukaryota; Viridiplantae; Streptophyta; Magnoliopsida; Malvales; Dipterocarpaceae
Source: the annotation of a GenBank genome assembly
UUAAUAUCUGAAGACAUAAGAGUAGUAAUAAAUAAAUAAUUACAAAAUUAGGAAAUAAGGAUUAGCUUGCCCCGAGUUUGCCACAAAACUCCACCUGUUCGCCGAUUCUCUCCCUCUAGGGUUUCCGACGAGGUCAUCAAUUCUUAACGUUCAUUCCUUUCCUUUCCCUUCUCCUUUUCCUCGUCCAAAGCUCUCACCUUUCCGUGUUUCUUUUCCCUCUUUUUCCCUUUUUCAAUUACCCAAUUCGUUAUUUUAGUCUCUUCCUCCGCAGAAUUCACGAUUGAUAAUGGUCUUGCCAAGAAACUGUGCUUCAGGAUGUUUCCUCAAUUAUCUAGAGUUGAUCAUGUUGUUGAACAUUGCUGCGUCGCAAGAAACCCACAGGUGGAAGCUGGAUCUAGUAACAUGGAAUGGGAAACUUUGAAGAAAGAGCACAGAGUCUAAGCCUUUCUGGCUCGAGGUUGUAUGUCUUUUGCUGAACGCAAAGACUGCAUCACAGAAGCAAUUAUGGCUUCCAGCACUGAUAAAAAUCCACACGAAAGCAUAGAUAACACUUUGGAAGAAUUGGAUAGAGUGGGAUGGAGACAUUCAUACUGGUCAAGUAAAGGUCAAAGUAACCCUGCAGUCCCUGAAACGCUAACUUACAAAUUGGUAGCUGAUUUGUGUGUUAUUACUGAAAUCAGAAUAAAACCUUUCCAAGCUUCUUUCCAGCCGGGUUCACCUAUAUAUUCUGCAAGAUCUGUACUAUUCCGAAUGGGUCAUUCUCUGGGUGACGAUUUUGUGUGGACUUACACUUCAGAAGAGUUUCCAAUGGAUCAGGAAAGUAAUUUGCAGAGUUUUAAGCUUCCAGAACCUGUUCUUUGCAUUGGUGGAAUAUUGCAGAUUGAGCUGCGGGGUAGAGUCCAAACACAACAAAGUGAUGGAUUAUUUUACAUAUGUGUGGCUCAUGUUCAAGUUGUUGGACGCCCGUUAUCUCCAUUUGGAAUUGAAAUCCUUGAGCCUCUGAAAAGUUUGUGUUGAAGGCUUUGAGCUAUACACAACCUACCUUGCCUGAAGAAACCCGGGAAGAUGGUUCAGCACAGGGUUUGGAUUGGCAUAUGCGACCAUUUCAACAAAUGAUUGAUUAUCUUCCGGGGAAUGUACUUGACGUUGACAUCUGGGAAUAUGAAUUUGAGGGUGAAGGUGGUGGUGAACCAGAUAAAGAGUUCCUCUAAUC